Gracilinanus agilis (Agile Gracile Mouse Opossum) is the source of this 7036-nucleotide messenger RNA. It is a transcript of the gene GREB1L, whose product is annotated as GREB1 like retinoic acid receptor coactivator. The record is from RefSeq and is a predicted model, not a curated record. NCBI's taxonomy places the organism in Eukaryota, Metazoa, Chordata, Mammalia, Didelphimorphia, Didelphidae. The transcript is spliced from 33 exons. The coding region runs from base 1059 to 6242 and encodes 1727 amino acids. Gene Ontology annotation, biological process: multicellular organism development; kidney development.
UUGGUGUGCCUUUUGGGGCCUUAUUCUUGCUAUGGAAAAUGAAAUUUGUCUGGAGGUGUAGGCAGAGUAAGGUACUCCGCUCCCAGGAGAUGAGGUUUGGGGGAGGGGCGCAUCAUGGGCGUGUGUGUGUGUGUGUGUGUGUGUGUGCGCGCAAAUGGAAGCCACUUCGUCCUGUCCUCGAGGGAGCCGAGUGGGGCUGGGUAGACUACCCACGGGGUCGCCCGGGCCUUAGUGCACUGUGGAGGUAGAGUAGCGUGAGUGCCGAGGGCGGGGGAGAGGCUGGGGUCCCAGGUCUGUCAAAGCGGGAGGGGCGGCACCUGCGGAAUCCGCCCCCAUGCUGCCUCCGCAGCAGCCUCGCUCCGCCCCAGGGGGACAGAGCGAAGGAGCCAGCCGGGCAGAGAGGAGCUAGCCUUCAGCGGCGCUAGCACAGAAAAAAAAAAAAAAAAAAAGGAGGGGGAGGCAGCUGGAGCUGGAGGACUAGGACUGGGGGUGGGGUGGGGAGAGGAGCCCGGGCCAGGAAAAGGGGCCAGUCCCUUGUCCUCUCUGCCUCGCCACCCUGCCAGGCAAGGCAGAAAUAGAACAGGUCAAAGCUCCUGUGUCCUUGAGAGUGAGAUCAGAUCUGCACUUCAAGUCUAGAUGAGAUACUGAGACCCAUUUAAGCGGAAGAGGAGAGAAGAGAAAAGAUUUUCCCUCCAGUUUGGGAAGGUGCUCUUGACUGGAGGAAUUGGAAAAGCUUCAUAUAGAAGGCAUUGCUUGAGCAGAAUUUUGAAGGAAAUGAAGGAUUCCAAAAGUCUUUGUUAAGGUGUGAAAGAGGCUUGGGUGAGCUUCGGCAUUCUGAGGCGGCCCGGAGGGGCCAGCAGCAGCUGCGGCGGCAGCCGUGGAAGUCCGAGCAGCCGCAGCAGCGGCAGCGGCGGCAGCCGUAGUGGUAGCGGCAGCGGCAGCGGCAGCCGGAGCAGCCUCGGGGGCGGCGGCGGCGGCAGCAGCAGGCUCGCGAAGUCUUUGCUCCCGCCUCAACCAUGAACGUGUCUCAGAAAGGUUAACACAGAGAAGCCAAGAUCAUGGGGAAUUCAUAUGCAGGGCAACUGAAAUCUGCCCGUUUUGAAGAAGCUCUACACAAUUCAAUAGAAGCAUCCUUGAGAUGUAGUAGUGUUGUGCCAAGGCCAAUUUUUUCUCAGCUCUAUUUGGACCCUGACCAGCACCCCUUCUCUCCUGCAGAUGUCAAACCCAAAGUAGAAGAUUUGGAUAAAGAAUUGGUACACCGCUACACUCAAAAUGGGAGUCUGGACUUUUCUAACAACCCAACUACUAAUGAAAUGGAAGAUGAAGAAGAGGAUGAGGAAAUGUCAGAUUCAAAUAGCCCACCAAUUCCCUAUUCACAAAAGCCUGCCCCAGAAGGGUCUUGCACUACAGAUGGUUUUUGUCAAGCAGGAAAAGAUUUACGUUUAGUGUCCCUGUGUAUGGAACAAAUUGAAAUCCCAGCAGGUUUUCUGCUAGUGGGUGCCAAGUCUCCAAAUCUUCCCGAACAUAUUUUAGUUUGUGCUGUAGACAAGAGAUUCCUGCCAGAUGAUCAUGGAAAAAAUGCACUUUUAGGGUUUUCUGGAAACUGCAUAGGCUGUGGAGAAAGAGGAUUUCGGUAUUUCACGGAGUUUUCUAACCAUAUCAACUUGAAGCUCACGACGCAGCCCAAAAAGCAGAAGCACUUAAAGUACUACCUAGUGAGAAGCUCCCAGGGCGUCCUGUCAAAGGGGCCUCUUAUCUGUUGGAAAGAAUGUAGAAGUCGUCAAUCCUCUGCUGCUUGCCACUCUGCUAAACCCAAUUCUUCGGUGUCAUCAACGGUAACCCCAGAAAACGGAACAGCAAAUGGGUACAAAUCAGGAUUCAAUCAAACAGAUUCACCAGUCCUCAGUCCAGCUAAUUCUGCUGUUAAUUUAAGUGGAACUCAGGAGCUGCCCAGGAACAAGAACCUGGUGAAACCUCUGGCUUUAUCUUUGCAGAUUGUAGGGAAGACGUACACUUCAGAUGCUGCUAAUGGGAACAGUAGUAAUGGAGGGAGAACAAAUCCAUCCAGCUCCAUCCCCACUCGCCCAGUGCCUCAUUCUGUGUCACCCAGACCUGGCUUUGCUGCAGGAGACCAAGCAUCCAUGUCCAGUUCAGGACCACCAAAGAAACGGCACCGGGGAUGGUAUCCUGGGUCACCUGUCCCUCCACCUGCCUUAGUUGUUCCUGUUCCUACAGUCCGACCUCUUGCAAGAACUGAGCCUCUUUUAUCUGUCCCAGUUCCUCAGUCCAUGUUAACUGGAAUUUUACAACCUCGUCCCAUUCCUGCAGGGGAAACUGUAAUUGUUCCUGAAAACUUGCUGAGUAACUCAGGAGUCAGACCAGUGAUUCUGAUAGGUUAUGGCACUUUACCCUAUUUCUAUGGAAAUGUUGGUGACAUUGUAGUCAGUCCCUUGCUUGUGAAUUGCUACAAGAUUCCACAUCUGGAGAGUAGAGAUUUGGACCAGUUGGGAUUAAAUGGAAGCCAGUUACUGAGUGUGGAAAACAUGAUUCUUUUAACUAUACAGUAUCUUGUGCGGCUGGGUCCUGAUCAGAUACCUCUCAGGGAAGAAUUUGAGCAGAUCAUGCUGAAAGCUAUGCAGGAAUUUACUCUGAGAGAGAGAUCCUUGCAAAUGAGUGCUCAGUGUAUCUCUGUGUCGCCAGGUCAACUCCCCUGGCUUGCUAGACUAAUUGCCAGUGUAUCUCAAGACUUGGUUCAUGUGAUUGUCACCCAGAAUUCUCUGGCUGAGGGCAUUUCAGAGACACUGAGAACUCUCAGUGAAGUGAGACACCAACAAAGACUUCCAGACUAUGUAGUGGCAAUCUGUGCAUCAAAGAUCAGAGGAAAUGAAUUUUGUGUGGUGGUCCUAGGUCAGUAUCAGUCCAGAGCCUUGGCAGAGAGUAUGCUUACCACAAGUGAGUUUUUAAAAGAAAUUAGUUAUGAGCUCAUCACAGGAAAGGUCAGUUUCCUGGCAUCCCAUUUCAAAAACACGUCUUUAGGUGAUGAUCUAGAUAAAUUGCUGGAAAAAAUGCAGCAGAGAAGAGGGGACAAUGUGGUCACCCCUUUCAAUGGUGACGUUAAUGAAUGUGUAUCAUCUCAGGAGGCAGCUGCCAUGAUUCCUACUCAAAACUUGGAUGUAGAUAAUGACACCUUCCAAAUUUAUCAACCACAGCUCACAGUUGCCAGAAAACUCUUAUCUCAGGUGUGUGCCAUAGCAGACAGCGGAAACCAAAGUCUGGAUCUGGGCCACUUCAGCAAGGUGGAUUUUAUCAUUAUAGUCCCACGUUCAGAAGUUCUAGUCCAACAAACUCUCCAACGAAUUCGACAAUCAGGUGUUCUUGUGGACUUGGGUCUGGAAGAAAAUGGAACAGCUUAUCAGAGAGCUGAGAAAUACGUUGUUCGGCUAGACAAUGAGAUUCAAACCAAGUUUGAAGUUUUUAUGAGAAGGGUCAAACAGAAUCCAUACACAUUGUUUGUCUUGGUUCACGACAACUCCCAUGUGGAACUGACAAGUGUCAUCUCGGGGUCUUUAUCCCAUGGGGAGCCGAGCCAUGGGUUGGCUGAUAGAGUUAUUAACUGCCGGGAAGUCCUGGAAGCUUUCAACCUCCUUGUGCUCCAAGUGAGCUCCUUCCCAUAUGCCCUGCAAACCCAACAGUCCAGAAUAAGCUCUGCCAAUGAGGUGCACUGGAUACCGCUGGACAGUGUGGAGGAAAUGGGCAGUGAAGAGAAGCUGUAUUUUGGCUUGAAUGAGUACAGCAAAUCCCUGCAGUGGGGAAUCACUAGUCCACUUCUAAGAUGUGAUGAGACUUUUGAGAAAAUGGUUAACACACUCUUAGAAAGGUACCCCAGGCUUCACAGCAUGGUUAUUCGCUGCUACCUUCUCAUUCAGCAGUACUCAGAAGCUUUGAUGGCUCUCACCACCAUGGCGUCUCUCCGAGACCACAGUACCCCAGAAACACUCAGCAUCAUGGACGACCUCAUCAGCUCGCCAGGAAAGGACAAGAGUGGGAGGGGGCACAUGCUCAUCAUUAGGGUGCCUUCGGUGCAGCUGGCUAUGCUGGCGAAGGAGAGGCUGCAGGAGGUGCGGGAUAAGUUGGGUCUUCAGUACCGUUUUGAAAUCAUCCUUGGGAACCCAGCUUCAGAACUGAAUGUGGCCAGUCACUUUGUGGCACGAUUAAAGAGUUGGAGAGGAAAUGAUCAAGAAGAGUGGAUCCCUCGGACCUAUCAGGAUUUAGAAGGUCUACCUUGUAUUGUAAUAUUAACUGGAAAAGACCCUCUUGGAGAAACUUUUCCCAGAUCCUUGAAGUACUGCGACCUCCGGUUAAUUGACUCGAGCUAUUUAACUCGAACCGCCUUAGAACAGGAGGUGGGCCUGGCAUGUUGCUAUGUCUCCAAGGAAGUCAUCCGAGGACCCAUCGUUGCCCUGGAUCUUAGUGAGAAAGAGCACGAGAGAGCCAGUGUCAGCGAAAAUGACUCCGACGAGCUGCUGAUUGACUUGGAGAGACCCCAGAGCAAUAGCAGCGUAGUCACUGGGACUUCAGGUUCCAUAGCGGAGAACGGAGUGAGCUCCUCCUGUACCGCCCAGAAGCAGCCUUCUUCCCUCAGCUUCCAGAACGCAGCGAACAGCUCACGGCUUGAGGAAGGGGUUUCUCCAGAAGCCCCCACCACGGGUGAACCCUUGAAACAAGAGUGCGAUUCCCUAGGCCAUCAGAUGGCGAGCAGCACCACCUCCAAGCCUUCCUCGUCCUCCUCCGUGUCCCAGGCUUUCCAAUGGCCGGGGCAGCCCAUCAAAGGCUGCAGGGAUUUCCACGUGUCCCUACCCCGCAUUGUGAUACUGUCCAAAGCCGCCUACUGCCUCCUGGGCUCUCAGAAGAGCGGCCAGCUGCCUUCCUCCUCUUCCCUCCUUCCUCACGCGGACGUGUCGUGGGUAAGCUCUCUGAGACCCUUUCUGCACAAGGAGAUGACCAGCGAGGAGCAGUCCCUCUACUACCGCCAGUGGACAGCCGCCCGGCAGCAUCACGCCGACUACAGCAACCAGGCCGAUGCCGCCGCCUCCCGGAGCUUCCACCCUCGAAGGCUGCUGCUCACGGGGCCCCCACAGGUGGGAAAGACAGGUUCCUAUCUGCAAUUCCUCCGGAUCCUUUUCCGCAUGCUCAUCAGAUUACUGGAGGUCGAUGUGUAUGAUGAAGAAGAGAUUAAUAUCAAUCACAACGAGAGCAGUGAGAGCAGUCUGUCGGAGAGGGAUCCUUGGCCCGACAUUGAGAACUUUGGUAAAAUGCCUUUUGAUGUCAGUGUACAUGACCCCAAGUACAAUCUGAUGAGCCCAGUAUUCACUGAAAAGUUGGCAGGAAUCAAGCAAGAAGCAAAAAAGGAAGGCAAAUUUGAAGAGUCCAGGAAACGAGAAACUGUAUCCAUGAUGCUGACCAAAUACGCCGCUUACAACACAUUCCAUCACUGCGAGCAGUGCCACCAGUACAUGGACAUCAGCCCCGCAUCCCAGAUGUCAGAUUCUACCCUUCAUGCAUUCACAUUCUCUUCCUCCAUGUUGGGAGAGGAGGUCCAGCUUCAUUUCAUCAUCCCCAAAUCCAAGGAAAGCCAUUUUGUGUUCAGCAAGCAAGGCAAACACCUGGAGAGUAUGCGGCUGCCUCUGGUGUCUGACAAGAAUCUGAAUGUAGUCAAGAGCCCGAUCUUCACUCCUUCCAGUGGACGACACGAACAAGGCCUGCUGAACCUUUACCAUGCCAUGGAAGGCAUCAGCCACCUUCACCUCCUGGUGGUCAAAGAGUAUGAAAUGCCUCUGUACCGCAAGUACUGGCCCAACCACAUUAUGCUGGUGCUUCCUGGCAUGUUCAACAAUGCUGGUGUUGGGGUCGGCAAGUCCUGUUUCUCCCUGAUGUUUCAGGUGGCCAUCUGCUAUGUGAGCUCCAGACCACACUCCAUCAACGUCAACUGUGAAGGGGUAUUUUUCAGCGGACUCCUUUUGUACCUCUGUGACUCUUUCGUAGGUGCUGACCUUCUUAAGAAAUUUAAGUUCCUCAAAGGUGCUACUCUAUGUGUCAUCUGCCAAGACCGAAGUUCCUUAAGGCAAACGAUUGUCCGCCUAGAACUAGAAGACGAAUGGCAGUUCCGCCUUAGGGACGAGUUCCAAACAGCCAACAGCAGUGAAGACAAACCUCUCUACUUUCUCACUGGCCGCCAUGUCUGAGCAGAAGAGACCAAAUUAAGGUGGUGGAGGAGGGAGAGGGAAUGAGAUGAUCGAGUGGGAUUUUUUUUCUUCUUCUUUUAAGUACAAUCAUUCUGGAGCAAAGUGCAACUGUUGUGACACUAAGGAUGCCCUCCAAAGGCCCCCAGACAGACCCAAAUCCCCCGAGGGCACUGAUGCCACUUCAGCUCUACUAUGAGGACCUGGGAUUUUAGGGUGACACCACCCUAGAUGGUUAUGCAAACUUCUUAGAAAAUGGCCUGCCAGCUGUGACUGAAGAGAGGACACACUCUGGAGAAUGACGAGCUUGUAGCUCUCAACGUCUUAUUUUGUUUUGUUUUCGUUUGAUUUGGGGGCAGGGGUGUUGUGGGGUUUUUUGUCUGUUUUGUUUUGGGGUGUUUUUUUUUUAAUUAUCUGUGUUAGGAGAAAAAAAAAACUGAUUUUCGGCAUCAGCUAGCCUGAAUGUGUUACAUGAGACUCACACCAGGGGUGUGCCACAGUGAAGAUUAACGUCCGAGGCCCAAAUCCUCCAGUUUUUCUUCAAAACUGUACUUUGGUACAGUAUUACUCAGGGGUUUGAAAUGACAGAAUGUAGAAGAUACUUGUAUUUAAAAAAAAAAAAAGUAGCAUUUGUUCUUUCUCUGUGCAGUGUUAGUAAGAUUUGUAAUUUUAUAUGUAUUGAAACUUUUGGCAAAAUUUCCACAGGAGUUAAAAGUUUACUACUUAAACCUGAACAAACAAGGCAGUAAAUGCAGAGCAGGCACGUGUGUGCAGCAUCUCCGAGUCUUGUUCCUUUG